This is a messenger RNA of Python bivittatus (Burmese python), 1404 nucleotides long. Lineage: Eukaryota; Metazoa; Chordata; Lepidosauria; Squamata; Pythonidae. The record is from RefSeq and is a predicted model, not a curated record.
AUGAACGGCUACGGCUCCCCGUACCUGUACAUGGGCGGCCCGGUGGCUCAGCCGGCCCGGGCGCCCCUGCAGCGGACGCCCAAGUGCGCGCGCUGCCGUAACCACGGCGUGCUGUCCUGGCUGAAGGGCCACAAGCGCUACUGCCGCUUCAAGGACUGCACCUGCGAGAAGUGCAUCCUCAUCAUCGAGCGGCAGCGCGUCAUGGCCGCCCAGGUGGCUCUGCGCCGCCAGCAGGCCAACGAGAGCCUCGAGAGCCUGCUCCCCGACACGCUGCGCACCCCGCAGCUUUCGUUCGCCUCCGAACUGAACGUUGACUUGGAGCGCAGGCUUCCGGGCCUGGAAGCCCAGGAAGACGGACUCCGGCUGGCGUCGCCUUCCUCUCCUCAGCCUUUCGCUUCCCUGCGGAUAUCAGUGAUCAAAUCAGAACUGUCCAAACCCUACAUGACAGAAGAGCGAUUGGGUGACAUCAGUGGAGGAGACAGUACUGAAGCCUACAGUGACAAAGACACAGACCAAAGGAGUUCCCCAGAAGUGGCCAAGACCAAGAGCAGCUUCACUCCCGAGAGCCCUGAAAUAGUUUCCGUUGAUGAGGGUGGUUAUGCAGUCCAGAAAAGCAGUGGGAGCACUGACAGCAGACCCGAGAGUCCUAAGUAUCAACCGGAGCAGAACCAUUUCUUGAUUGAAGGUCCAUCAGGGACAGUUUCUCUCCCAUUUGGCUUAAAAGCCAACCGGCCACCCCUUGAAGUGUUAAAAAAAAUAUUCCCUAAUCAAAAGCCAACUGUGCUUGAGUUAAUCUUGAAAGGCUGCGGGGGUGACCUAGUGAGUGCUGUUGAGGUCCUCCUGUCAAGCAGAUCCUCUAUAGGUGGAGGAGACAGAACUUCUGCAGAAUCAGAAGGCCUGGUUUUGCCUUCAAAUGGGCACCUCUUUGAACACACUUUGAGUUCCUAUCCUAUUUCCUCUUCAAAAUGGUCAGUAGGGUCCGCUUUUCGAGUCCCAGAUACACUGAGGUUUUCUGCUGAUACUAGUAAUGUUGUAACAAAUCCAUUGGCUGUUCCAUUACAGCAUCCCUUCCCACAACCUCCCCGGUAUCCCCUGAUGUUGAGGAAUACUUUGGCAAGGAACCAAUCCAGUCCAUUUCUACCCAAUGAUGUUACUUUGUGGAACACCAUGACUCUUCAGCAGCAGUAUCAGCUGAGGUCUCAGUACGUCAGCCCUUUCUCUGCUAAUUCUGCUACUGUCUUCCGAAGUUCUCCUGUCCUUCCCACACGCCCAUCAGAGGAUCCUAGAAUCUCACUUCAAGAUGAUGGAUGUCCAAUUGUGACAAAGCAACCUAUUUAUACAGAAGAUGACUAUGAUGAAAGAUCUGAUUCCUCAGAUUCUAGAAUACUAAACACAUCUUCGUAA